AUGGAAGACGUCUUCGACAGUGGGAGACGCACCGGAAGAAACGCAGAAGAUGUCUUUGAAAGUCAAGAAGAUGAGAGUACAGGUCAUGAAUGUUCUUCCGUACCAAUUCAGCCUGACGAAGAAGACGCUGCGCAAGACCAAGACACGGAGCUCGGCAGUAAGCGCCACACGCGAACCCCUUCGUUGGAACAAGCUGUGGAGAUUUCGGUUCCCAAGAGGCCGAGUCAAAGAAUUUUGCUCAGAAACAUGUCGGCGGUGGCACAAGUCGUGGAAGACUUUGAUACAGCCUACUUUGUGAAUUCAGUGGGAGAUAUGCCGACAACGUUUAAGUCGGCGAUGGAAUCAAAAAACGCGGUCAAGUGGAAGGAAGCGUGCGACUCCGAAAUCGACUCCCUCCGCAAGAACAAGACAUGGCAGUUGGUGCAAUUACCUAAGGGUCGGAAAACUAUCGUAUACAGAUGGGUGUUCCGCGUCAAAGAGAAUCAAGAUGGUGGGAUCGAGCGUUUUAAAGCGCGCCUUGUUGCAAAGGGGUUCUCACAGAAGUUUGGCAUCGACUACGGGGAAACAUUUGCUCCGGUUGCCAAGUUCACUUCGAUUAAAGUCAUCCCCAGUCUGGCAGCCAAGUACCACCUUGAUGUGCACCAGAUGGAUGUCAAGACCGCGGUUCUAAACGGCGAGCUGGAUGAAGACAUCUACAUGGCGCAACCGGAAGGCUACAUCGACGAAGAUCACGAGCAUUUCGUUUGCAAAGUACAGCGGUCACUGUACGGACUAAAACUAUCACCGCGGAUGUGGAACAAGACCAUCGACGAGUUCAUGAUCAAGAUCAGAUUCAAGACAUGCGAGUCCGAUUACUGCAUUUAUAUUAAGCGAGAUGAGCAGCGCAUGAUCUUCGUGGCGCUCUACGUCAAUAAUUAA
Messenger RNA from Peronospora matthiolae, 918 nucleotides. NCBI's taxonomy places the organism in Eukaryota, Oomycota, Peronosporomycetes, Peronosporales, Peronosporaceae. The record is from the annotation of a GenBank genome assembly.